AUGGACACACCAAUCCGCCUCACAGUCCUCAUAUCCGGCAACGGCAGCAACCUCCAGGCCGUCAUUGACGAGAUUGCCAAACCCACCGACUCAAAACUCACAAACACGCAAAUCGUCCGCGUCCUCUCCAACCGCAAAACCGCAUACGGCCUCGAACGAGCCGCCAAAGCCGGUAUCCCCACCACAUAUCACAAUCUCGUAAAAUACAAGAAGGCGCAUCCAGCAACGCCCGAGGGUGUACAAGCUUCGAGGGAAGAAUAUGAUGCGGAGUUGGCGCGGUUGGUGAUUGCAGAUAAACCAGAUCUAGUGGCUUGUUUGGGGKUUAUGCAUGUUUUGUCGACGAGGUUUUUGGUACCGUUGGAGGAGGCGGGCAUUAGGAUUGUGAACUUGCAUCCGGCACUGCCGGGGGCAUUUAAUGGGGUGGAUGCCAUUGAGCGCGCUCAUGCGGCCUGGCAAGAAGGAAGCAUCACCAAAACUGGGGUUAUGAUACAUAAUGUGAUUUCGGAAGUCGACAUGGGACAGCCUGUUCUGGUUAAGGAAAUUCCGUUUGUGAAAGGUGUUGAUGAGGAUUUGGAAAAGUUCAAGGAAAAGGUACAUGGAGUUGAAUGGGAGGCUGUGAUUGAAGGCCUACAGAUCACGAUUGGUGAAAUUAGGGCGAAGCGUUCUUCUUGA
Talaromyces amestolkiae is the source of this 672-nucleotide messenger RNA. RefSeq lists its product as uncharacterized. Gene Ontology annotation, molecular function: phosphoribosylglycinamide formyltransferase activity. Bases 1 to 672 code for a protein of 223 amino acids. NCBI's taxonomy places the organism in Eukaryota, Fungi, Ascomycota, Eurotiomycetes, Eurotiales, Trichocomaceae. Gene Ontology annotation, biological process: 'de novo' IMP biosynthetic process. Gene Ontology annotation, cellular component: cytoplasm. The record is from RefSeq and is a predicted model, not a curated record. The transcript has 2 exons.